CCACAGCCAUGGCCCAGCGGUGGGACCCCCAAAGGCUUGCAGGUGGGCAGCCACAAGACAGCCAUGAAGACAGCACCCAGUCGAGCAUCUUCACCUAUACCAACAGCAACGCCACCAGAGGCCCCUUUGAAGGCCCCAAUUACCACAUUGCUCCCAGAUGGGUGUACCACAUCACCAGCACCUGGAUGAUCAUUGUGGUUAUCGCAUCUGUCUUCACUAAUGGGCUUGUGCUGGUGGCCACCAUGAAGUUCAAGAAGCUACGCCACCCUCUGAACUGGAUCCUGGUGAACUUGGCAAUUGCUGACCUAGCAGAAACCGUCAUUGCCAGUACCAUCAGUGUUGUGAACCAGCUCUACGGCUACUUCGUGCUGGGCCACCCUCUGUGUGUUGUGGAGGGCUACACUGUCUCCGUGUGUGGGAUCACAGGCCUCUGGUCCCUGGCCAUCAUUUCCUGGGAGAGGUGGCUAGUGGUCUGCAAACCCUUUGGCAAUAUGAGAUUUGAUGCCAAGCUGGCUAUUGUGGGCAUUGCCUUCUCCUGGAUCUGGUCUGCUGUGUGGACAGCCCCACCCAUCUUUGGUUGGAGCAGGUACUGGCCCUAUGGCCUGAAGACGUCCUGUGGCCCAGAUGUAUUCAGUGGCACCUCGUACCCUGGGGUGCAGUCUUACAUGAUGGUCCUCAUGGUCACCUGCUGCAUCAUCCCACUCAGCAUCAUCAUCCUCUGCUACCUCCAAGUGUGGCUGGCCAUCCGAGCAGUGGCAAAGCAGCAGAAAGAAUCCGAGUCCACCCAGAAGGCUGAGAAGGAAGUGACGCGCAUGGUGGUGGUGAUGGUCUUUGCAUACUGCCUCUGCUGGGGCCCCUACACCUUCUUUGCAUGCUUUGCUACUGCCAACCCUGGCUAUGCCUUCCACCCUCUGGUGGCUGCCCUACCAGCCUACUUUGCCAAAAGUGCCACUAUCUACAAUCCCAUUAUCUACGUCUUUAUGAACAGGCAGUUUAGAAACUGUAUCUUGCAGCUUUUUGGAAAGAAGGUUGAUGAUACCUCUGAACUCUCCAGCGCCUCCAAAACAGAGGCUUCAUCUGUCUCUUCAGUGUCUCCUGCAUGAAGUCA
Molecule: messenger RNA, 1108 nt
Organism: Sciurus carolinensis (gray squirrel)
Lineage: Eukaryota; Metazoa; Chordata; Mammalia; Rodentia; Sciuridae
Product: medium-wave-sensitive opsin 1-like
Exons: 6
Coding region: 9-1103 (364 amino acids)
Biological process (GO): G protein-coupled receptor signaling pathway; phototransduction; visual perception
Cellular component (GO): photoreceptor outer segment; membrane
Molecular function (GO): G protein-coupled receptor activity
Source: RefSeq, a predicted model, not a curated record